This is a messenger RNA of Jaminaea rosea, 847 nucleotides long. RefSeq lists its product as hypothetical. NCBI's taxonomy places the organism in Eukaryota, Fungi, Basidiomycota, Exobasidiomycetes, Microstromatales. Bases 90 to 671 code for a protein of 193 amino acids. Gene Ontology annotation, cellular component: nucleus. Gene Ontology annotation, biological process: regulation of transcription by RNA polymerase II. The transcript is spliced from 6 exons. The record is from RefSeq and is a predicted model, not a curated record.
CCAACGAAUCAGAACACCCCGUACAUCAAGCGCCGCAAGUGCGAAUGGCCGGGCUGACUUUUCUCACGGUGGGCACGUAGGAGGCUCACAUGAAGAAGCAUCGAGACGGCAAAGAGAACGAAAGGUAUUGGGGCACUGUGCCAGGCUGCAACAAGAGGUACCCGACGUCAGCCUCGCGCAGCAGGCACGUCACAAACCACAAGAGGGCCUUGGAGGGGGUAAUGCACACCUGCGAUGAGUGCGAGAAGAAUUUCUCGACUCAAGCGGCUCUGAACAGGCACAGCUGCAAACCCGAGAAGUACAAGAUCGUUGAAAAGGAUGGGCGCUUCCUCUGCCCGGUCGAGUCUUGCUCGUCGAGCUUCACGACAAAGGGCUACGCCAAGAAGCACGUCAAGGACCGUCACGAGAGGAAGCGCGAGGCGGUCGAGUGCCCUCCACCCCAGCUGGUGAGUAGGCACCAGAUGUGCUCUAUCGAGGCCCCUCUGACCCGCAGCUCAUUCCUCGCCCGCUCUCCACUCGCACCCACCUCGCUGCAAUCCUUCAGCGGCAAGGUGCUCAAGAGCGAAAUGCUCCUGAGUAGGCACAUGGUGGUGCACACCGAGAGGCAGCGCAUCCCCUGUCCGAAAGCCGGCCGGUGGGUACUAUUUCCUCACGCAGCAUCUCGGCACUGACUUGCAACUCACAUUCUGCCUCCUCCUUCAGCCCCGAGGCCUACUUGCGGGUCAGCAACGUCCGAGACGACUGGCACCGGUCUCACGACGGGCCCUUCCCGGGGAUUUGCAAGUCUGCAAUGGGGGACGAUCAGGCCAGUGGCAGCAGCAGCGCCGUCUCUGGCCCCUCGGGCACG